Hypoxylon trugodes is the source of this 1774-nucleotide messenger RNA. Its product is annotated as MFS general substrate transporter. NCBI's taxonomy places the organism in Eukaryota, Fungi, Ascomycota, Sordariomycetes, Xylariales, Hypoxylaceae. The transcript has 2 exons. Gene Ontology annotation, molecular function: transmembrane transporter activity. Gene Ontology annotation, cellular component: fungal-type vacuole membrane. The coding region runs from base 185 to 1537 and encodes 450 amino acids. The record is from RefSeq and is a predicted model, not a curated record. Gene Ontology annotation, biological process: transmembrane transport.
GUUAACUGAUUCCCAGCUAUUUACGAGAAAUAACCAUUUGACGCUAUCACGAUAUGAUACGAAAGCAGUAGCAGUGUUUUAAAUAUCAACUGAGAGGUCUAUAAUCACAAAAGUUGGAGUAUUAAAAAUCGAGGAAUUAUCAAGUCGUCUGGAUACAAUAGGACCAAGGAUAGCUCUAAACAUCAUGGAGAAAGAGAAGGAAUUUGAGAGUAAUCAAAGUACACAAAUCUUUGAUUCUUUUAUUGACCGUACGGAGGAUGUUCAAGCAUCCGAAGCGACAACAACCCCGGCGCCGGUGCCGAGGCCGAGGCCGAAGCCCUUUGAGGUUCCCGAUGGUGGUCUAGAAGCAUGGCUUCAGGUUCUCGGCGCCUGGGUCAUCAUGUUGGCGACAUGGGGACUUAUAAACUCGUUUGGUGUAUAUCAGACGUUUUACGAAACCGACUUGCUCAAGUCUAGUACAUCCUCAGAUAUUAGCUGGAUUGGUUCGCUGCAAGGUGCUCUCUUGAUGAUCGGCGGUCUGGCAUCUGGGCCGCUGUUCGACGCCGGCUACUUCCUUUCGCUCACCAUAUCGGGCCUGUUCUUCAUCCUUUUCGGGCUGUUCAUGACCUCCCUGUGUUCAACAUAUUGGCAAGUCCUCCUAGCGCAAGGUAUUUGCGUGGGAAUAGGUUGCGGUCUCACGUUCCUACCAUCUGCAGCCAUUCUAAGCCAGUACUUCGCGCGUCGUCGUGCUCUAGCUCUAGGGAUUCAGAGUACUGGCUCACCGCUAGGUGGUAUCAUCUUCCCCAUCAUAUUCAGCCGUCUAGAGCCACGCAUAGGCUUCGGCUGGGCGACCCGGGUAAUAGCCUUCAUCCUCCUCGCCCUCGCCGCCGUACCCCUAAUCUUCCUACGUCCCCGCGCACCCCCACCAAGCCAUAAACGCGCAUUCAUCGACACCGCAGCCUUGCGUGAACCCCCCUUCCUCAGCUACGCUAUCUCGGGUCUGUUCGCGUUCCUAGGGCUCUACGUGCCGUUUUUCUAUAUCCAACUAUAUGCUUUACACUACCGCAUCGUACCCGAUGAUCUUAGCGCGUAUCUCGUGACUCUCCUGAAUGCGGGGAGUGUGUUUGGACGACUGUUGCCGAAUUUUGCGGCGGAUUAUUUGGGCUCGAUGAAUAUGCUGGCUGCUACUACGAUCGGCGCGGGUGUCCUUGCGUUCGCAUGGUUCGGGGUUAAGAAUCUAGGAGGCACGAUUGUAUUUGUUCUUCUCUUCGGCUUUUGUAAUGGCGGCGUGACGAGUCUCCCGCCGAGCGCGAUUGUGAGUUUGACGCCUGAUCUAGCGAGAUUGGGGACGAGGAUGGGGAUGACGUUUGCGUUUAUUGGGAGUGCGGUUUUAGUUGGUACGCCUAUUGCGGGUGCGAUUUUGAGGGAUGUGGAUGACGAUGCUAGAUGGAAGGGUUUGAUUGCGUUUAGUGGUGCUACGUUGGUUGUUGGGGGACUGGGGUAUGUUGUUACGGAGUGGUUGAAUUUGAGGUGGAAGGCUAGGAAAGGGAUUAAGUAGAAGGUUGAAGGGAGAGUUGGGGAGUUAGGAUUGGUGAUAGGAGGAAUGAAAGGUAUAUAAAACGAAGGAGUAUAUACGAAACGAUGUAUAUGAAGAGUUAUGACACCAAAAUCAAGCAAGAAUUAAACAUUAUCAACAGGAAAUAUGGACGUGCAUAUCUCGGACUCUACCGGACUUCCACACCAACUCCGCGACAUCGAUUCGUUAUACCUAAUUCGAAGUCGGCUUCAUAUUAAU